GUUAAAAAAAUUUAUUUCUAAUUCCAAACAUCUCUCGAACCUUCGAUUCAAUUCUUCUACAACAAAAAUGCAGCAAGAUCAGUUUUUUCUAAUCGUAACUUUCCCAUUUCUCGUUACAAGUUUCGCACUCGUCUCGUGCCUGAAAACGGCUUGGAAGUUUAAGGGAUCUGCUGACCCCUCAGAAGCUUACACAAAAACUUUGCCAGUCGCUGUGAAACCGAAAAAAGACGAGAAGAAGAUAAAACCAGGAAAAACUGUGAAAAAAGUCGAUGGAAAGGACAAAAAGGCGAAGAAACUUUCGAAAUUUUUCGUUUUCAAUCACGGAAAAGACGAGGAUUUGAAAACCGCGGUCGGUAGCGAACCCACGUUGGAUUCCACACAAGAAUCGAUCACUGAGGACGACGAACACGAGUCACCUCUCAGUGAUAACUACAAGUUCAGUGAUGACGAGAAGCUCGACGGACUGCAAAUUCUGCCGUCUCCGCCGCCGAAAUACGUGGAAAAACUGAGAUCUCGUGUGCGACAAACUCGGCGUGGCAAGAAGAGCCCACAGGACUACUAUUGCACCGACGAAGAAGAUUCGCUAUUCGAUGUCCCAUCCCUGAAGAUUGACCCGGCAACCCUAAAAUCUUCCCGAUCAAGCAUUCCGCUGAAUAUUCAAGACUCCCGUUUGCUCCGCCUCAACCAAGAUCGCCUCGCCUUCAAAAAAAGCCACACAGUGUACCCUCAUUCUGCAAUCUCGCCGCACUCGAAUCGCAUGCAUCGUUCCGAAUCGCGUUCUUCCCGAGAGUCGGAACCAACUACUAUCUCACAGAGAUCUUGAGAAAUCAAUAAAGUUGUCUUGAU
Caenorhabditis elegans is the source of this 846-nucleotide messenger RNA. RefSeq lists its product as uncharacterized. The record is from RefSeq and is marked reviewed. The coding region runs from base 68 to 823 and encodes 251 amino acids. The transcript is spliced from 5 exons. Lineage: Eukaryota; Metazoa; Nematoda; Chromadorea; Rhabditida; Rhabditidae.